CUCCCUACCCAGGGACCGCUGCCCGUUACGCCGAGCAACUGUCCACUACGGGACAUCUCGCUCGAGACUUACCGUCAGCGCGCCGAUCGCAUACGCCUUGCGAGGAGGCGGCCACCCCUCCCCGCACAGAGGCCCACUCGACUCAUCAAGACGGUCGUUCACGGUCCCCCAGCCUCCGCGAGCUAGUCGCCCGGUCCAAGUGCGAGACGACGCGCACCGCGUUGCGAAUGGGCGGCGUCUUGCCCCUUGACCCAUCCGGGGUACCCGGAGUACGGUGCGCGACCUCGACCGUACAGCGCUUUCUGCGUGCAUUACCGUCCAAGAGGCGGCCCGCGCAAGCAUAUAAACGUGCCGAUGAACUGUUGGCGAAAUGCCUCUUCCCGCGAUCCCGCGACGCGUCCGAGUUCCCGUCCGCCCAAUUACGCCCAGCCGUGGUUGUCUGACCGCACCGGGGCGCGUUGGCCGUCUCCCUGCGCCGCGCGCUAUUACGGGUCUACCGGAUGCCACACACGCCGCAUAUGCCUCCGCGCGAUACCAAGACGAUCCGUUGUGAGUGUUUCCGCACCGCUUGUUUUGGCUGAGCCCGAAGCUGACCGAGGAGCGAUGAUGUGCAGCGCGGAACGCCGAUGGUCGCUCCCUCUACGCCGGAACCUCAUCGCCUUACGGGACAUGGAGGAGAAGGCGUUACACAGUGGCGCCCUUCCGGGCAUGCGGGUCGGUGCGCGAUUGCGACCGUCUGGCCCUCGCGUGAGUCCGCUACCUAGUGCACUGGCCGUGUGCGAGCGUAGGCUGACCUUGCUUCUUGGCGAUAUUACAGGCCCUAGCGCAGGUGUCGG
Molecule: messenger RNA, 836 nt
Organism: Trametes versicolor FP-101664 SS1
Lineage: Eukaryota; Fungi; Basidiomycota; Agaricomycetes; Polyporales; Polyporaceae
Exons: 1
Source: RefSeq, a predicted model, not a curated record